This is a messenger RNA of Peromyscus maniculatus bairdii (prairie deer mouse), 4664 nucleotides long. It is a transcript of the gene Tmem151b, whose product is annotated as transmembrane protein 151B. NCBI's taxonomy places the organism in Eukaryota, Metazoa, Chordata, Mammalia, Rodentia, Cricetidae. The record is from RefSeq and is a predicted model, not a curated record.
UCCUCUCCAUCUGUCUUUUGUGCCUCCUGGGCCUCCACUUCCGCCUCUUGGGGCGUCUCUCUUUGCACCUUCCUGUACUGGCAUUCUGGCCCCCUUUUCGUCUGUGUUUAUCUGUGGCCACUGGCUCCCAUCUCCUUCUCUCCCUGUUACAUCCCUGUGUCCCUCCAUCUCUGUGUUCAUCGUCUCUGUGCCGGGUCCUGCCACUCUGUCUCACCCCCUCCUCCUCUCCGCACCCCUCCCUGCCCGUCCAAGCAGCAGCGACCCAUCCAGCCCUCCUUCACCAAAUCUCUCUGCCGUGAGUCCCACUGGAAGUGCCUCCUGCUCUCGCUGCUCAUGUACGGCUGCCUGGGGGCGGUGGCCUGGUGCCACGUCACCACGGUGACCCGCCUCACCUUCAGCAGCGCCUACCAGGGCAACAGCCUCAUGUACCACGACAGCCCCUGCUCCAACGGCUACGUCUACAUCCCCCUGGCCUUCCUGCUCAUGUUGUACGCGGUCUACCUGGUGGAGUGCUGGCACUGCCAGGCCCGCCACGAGCUGCAGCACCGCGUGGACGUGAGCAGCGUGCGGGAGCGGGUGGGCCGCAUGCAGCAGGCCACCCCCUGCAUCUGGUGGAAGGCCAUCAGCUACCACUACGUGCGCCGGACCCGCCAGGUCACCCGAUACCGCAACGGAGAUGCUUACACGACCACCCAGGUCUACCACGAGCGUGUCAACACACACGUGGCGGAGGCCGAGUUUGACUACGCACGCUGUGGCGUCCGGGACGUGUCCAAGGCGCUGGUGGGGCUGGAGGGUGCGCCGGCCACGCGGCUGCGCUUCACCAAGUGUUUCAGCUUCGCCAGCGUGGAGGCGGAGAACGCGUACCUGUGCCAGCGCGCACGCUUCUUCGCCGAGAACGAGGGCUUGGAUGACUACAUGGAGGCUCGAGAGGGCAUGCAUCUCAAGAACGUGGACUUCCGCGAGUUCAUGGUGGCCUUCCCCGACCCGGCCCGGCCACCCUGGUACGCCUGCUCGUCGGCCUUCUGGGCCGCGGCGCUGCUCACGCUGUCGUGGCCGCUGCGCGUGCUGGCCGAGUACCGCACGGCGUACGCGCACUACCACGUGGAGAAGCUCUUCGGCCUGGAGGGGCCGGGCUCGGCCAGCAGCGCAGGCGGCGGCCUGAGUCCCAGCGACGAGCUGCUGCCCCCGCUCACUCAUCGCCUGCCGCGGGUCAACACGGUGGACAGCACCGAGCUCGAGUGGCACAUCCGUUCCAACCAGCAGCUGGUACCCAGCUACUCGGAAGCGGUGCUCAUGGACCUGGCUGGGCUGGGCGGGCGCUGCGGCGGGGCAGGGGGCGGUGGCUACGCGCCCACGUGUCGCUACGGCGGGGUGGGUGGCCCGGGCGCGGCGGGCGUGGCCCCGUACCGGCGAAGCUGCGAGCACUGUCAGCGAGCGGUCAGCAGCUCGUCCAUCUUCUCGCGCAGUGCGCUGAGCAUCUGCGCCAGCCCGCGGGCCGGCCAGGGGCCCGGAGCCAGUGCGGGAUGCGGGGGCAGCCGCUUCUCGCUCGGUCGCCUCUACGGCUCCCGGCGCAGCUGCCUGUGGCGCAGCCGGAGCGGGAGUGUCAACGAGGCGAGUUGCCCCACGGAGCAGACGCGUCUGUCGAGCCAGGCCAGCAUGCGGGACGACGAGGACGAGGACGACGAGGAGGAGGCCGGGCCGCCGCCGCCCUAUCAUGACGCCCUCUACUUCCCUGUCCUCAUCGUCCAUCGUCAGGAGGGGUGUCUGGGCCACAGUCACCGGCCACUGCACCGCCAUGGCUCCUGCGUGGAGACCUCACUGUGACCUCCUGCCUUUGGAGGGGGCCUGCGCCGUUCUCCCUCCUGCCCCUUGACAUAUUGUGCUCCCUGUGUGUAGCAGGGGAAGGCAGGAUGGUGACUGAGGCCAGGCAGGGUAUGCGUGAAGGCGGGAGGUGAGGGGCACGCCCAGAUGAGACCCCAGUGGGCCUGAGACUGCUCCCUGUACACAGACAGAGGGCGGGGGAGGUUGGCAGCUCUCCGAGAAUCCCACCCACCGGGGCAGAGGUGGCGCUCUGCUAGUCCCCACCGAGUUCCUACGGGGACACUUCCUUUUCCACGCACACUCGAGGUUUCCCGCCCAGGCUUUCAUCAAGUCUUGACUGUUACUAGGCAACUAUGAUGUGGGACCCGUUUUUGGCCUCCCCACCAAGGGAGCCACCAUGGCAAGCCGCAGGAAGGGCAUUUGGGGCUUUUUUUUUUUUGGCCGGGCCCCUGAGGAGGGGGCGGUGGUCUGGUGAAGAGCAGGGCUGGUUUCCAGCCAGCUGAGUUCACCGGGUCUGAGGGUGGGGCCGGCUGGCAGCCCGAUAUUCCUCUCCACACCUGGGAACGGUUCUGGCCUCUUGGCGCUGGCGGGGAGACCUUGGCGGUUCCUGCCUGCCACGCCCACCACGAUUGUUUAUUUCACUGGGCCCCAGAGGUCCGGUCCUGGAGGGACUUUUCAUCACACCAAUGACGUCACUCACCUCCGGGCUUACCGGCUCUGAAGAGCUGCUGUUGUCAGGGUGCAGGGGGCCAGAGGGGGCGCUGGGGAGGGCAUGCCCCGGCCCUUUCUGGAAAAGACCCAGCCUCCCAUCGAUCAGAAGCUUCCUCCCCUGGGUUCUGGGUAGGUGCUUCCCUUAGGGAGGCUAAGGUGCCAUCCUGGAGGCCCUCAUUAGAGUUGAGCAGGGUGGAUGACCAAGUGGACCAGAGCUUGAGACACACCUUGGUGUCAAGAGAACUCAGGAGGCAGGUAGGAGAAAGAGCAGAGUUGGUAAUGGUGGGCGGAGUGAAACCAGCUCUGAAGGGGUGGCGGCGCGGUGCAGCUUUUCCUCUGGGAGAGACGCUUAGGGGGUAGUACGCCCCUUACACAAGCCUGGGUGGAGCUGAGUCCAUCACAAGCCCUCCCUGGAGAGGUACUCAAAUCCAGGGGCAGGAGCGCCAUUCUUGCCAGACCCUCCACGUCCUCUUAUCCUGUGAGCUCAAGUUCUGUCUUCAGAGGGGCUUCACGCCGCAGCCCCAGGGCACCAGCCCCUGUCCUGUCCCUUCAAAGCUUUGACACCAACUUUGCUCUCCCGCUCCCUGUACCCCCUACCCCACCCCCCCCACCCCCCGUGCGUCAUUGUGCAUGUCUGUGUUUGGCCCCUUGCUCUCCCAGCUGCCCUGGCUGAAGUUUUCCCAGCACACUUAGCACCCAGGGAUCAGGCUCACAUCCAUCCAGUCUUGCUCCCUUGGCUUCUUGCUUUGCCUCCCCCAUCAGAGCUCCAUCUUCUCGGCCUCCCCUCUUCCUCCUGGCGGUGCCAGUCCCACACCAACCAAUGGGAGUGGCCCCAACCUAUGCAACAUCUCUUCUGGCUUCCUGUCCCUUCUUCCCAGGAGGGGGGGAUGUGGGAAGCCCAGAUCGUGGGGCCGGGAUAUGGCUCAGAUGGGGUUGUGCUUUCUAGCCAUACAGAGAUGGCUGGGUGGGAGAGGGGUGUCAGAGGGAGAGGUUUGCACCCACGGGAUCAGCAUAGCUGCCCACCAGGGUUCCUGAGCAGCCCACUGGCCUGUCAGCACUGAGCCCUCGAGGACCCUGAGUUUGAGUUUGUCCGAGGGGGCGGGUAGUUUGGCUGUCGGAGCCCCCAGCUUUCCCUGGAGCAGACAUCUGUUGAGGCACAGGUGGUGGUGGAGCUGUGGCCUCGGGCCCCCGUCCUUGGCCAGCUGGCACCUGGAUGUCUUGUUCUCAUUAGGGGCAGCCUGGCCACCUCACAGCUCCAAAGAGGGAAGGGCUUGGCUCCUUCUCCAUCAUGCUGGGUCCAGAGACGGAGCUUGGCCUUGGGAGAGGAGGAGGGGAAGCCUUGUUAUUAUUUCUGUCUGACCAUUUCUGCCUAGGUCUUUUCAUACAGACAGCCUCACCUCCCACACACGCACAGACUUAGAGAGAAAGCAAUUCUUUGGUCUCUUUUCUUGGUAGCUUUAUUGAUUGCCAGGGAAAAUGAAAACCAGAAAAUUAAUUAAUCUCUAAAAUUAAACUUUACACUGAAUGUUCUUGUUUCUCUAAUUAGAACUUCUGCUAGCAGCUGUGGCUACACACAGACACACACACACCCUCACACCUACAUGUUUGCACUCUGGAACUGUCAGAGGGUGUCAGGUACAGAUGUCUCUAGGUUGCCCGGACAGGCACACACAUAGUCACUCCCAGGCCUCCUCUGGUGCUCUGCUCAGCGCCUGCUUGUUGCAAAGAGUCCCUGGAGUGCAGGCCCUCCUGGACGGCAGCUGCGGUUCAGUCUCCCAUCUUUUGGAUAGGUGGGCUCUGGGCCACUCAGCUCAAGAAGAGUUGGGAGACAAGGGGCUGGGCCUGAAUUGGUCAGUCAGGUCCUCUCGUGGAUCCGUAGGCUGAUGGGAUUCCUAUGGGUGUAGCCCCAGGGUGGGCAGUCACAGAGUGACAGGGACUCAUGGAGGGUACCAGGAAGACUGUAUGUCCUGAGGAUAAGGGCUUGUGGGGUGGGCUGGGCCUGGCUCGGGAGAAGACAGAUCUCUGUCAAAUUGGGUGCAUCACACUGUGGCCUUUUUGUCAUGGAAUUCCAAGCGCAAAGAUUGUACAAAUCACACUGGUGGACAAUAAAAGUGUGGACGACUCACCGA